Molecule: messenger RNA, 3777 nt
Organism: Funneliformis mosseae
Lineage: Eukaryota; Fungi; Glomeromycota; Glomeromycetes; Glomerales; Glomeraceae
Source: the annotation of a GenBank genome assembly
AUGGCGUCUCUGUUCAUGCUAUCAAACGCAUUAAGGCGUCAGGCUGGUCGUGGGCUGAAGAGAAAGUUUACCCGCUCUUUUGCCUCUGAAACAUCUUUUCCUCAGCAAAUAACACGUUCUACGGUACUUCCAAAUGGCUUGACGGUUGCGACUGAAGCUAAUGCGUUUGCACAGACAGCAACUGUGGGGGUAUGGAUUAGCGCCGGAAGUAGAGCUGAAAACGCAAAUAAUAACGGAGCUGCUCAUUUUUUGGAGCAUAUGGCAUUUAAGGGAACGAAAUCUCGUUCUCAGCAUCAAUUGGAACUUUUUAUUGAAAAUAUUGGAGCACAUUUGAAUGCUUACACUUCUCGUGAGCAAACAGUAUAUUAUGCUAAAACUUUUAAAAAUGAUGCUAAGGUAGCUGUUGAAAUCUUAUCUGAUAUCUUGCAAAAUUCUACAUUGGAAGACCAUGCUAUUGAACGUGAACGUGAAGUCAUUUUAAGGGAACAGGAAGAAGUGAAUAAAUUACUCGAUGAAGUUGUUUUUGACCAUUUGCAUGCCACCGCAUUCCAAGGUCAUUCAUUGGGUCGUACUAUUCUUGGACCAAAGGAAAAUAUCCUUUCUCUUAGUCGUAAAGAUCUUGCAGAUUAUAUUAGUAAAAAUUAUACAGCAGAUCGCAUGGUAUUGGUGGGAACCGGUGGUAUUGAUCAUGAAGAACUUGUAAAGCUAGCCGAAAAACAUUUUUCUUCUUUACCAGUUUCGUCAAAUCCUUUGUCACUCGGUAGUACUCAUGGUGUAAGACCUCCAUUUACUGGAUCAGAAGUUAGAGUAAGAAAUGAUGAAUUACCUCAAGCUCAUAUAACUCUCGCAGUUGAAAGUGUUGGAUGGACUUCACCGGAUUAUUAUCCUAUGUUAGUUGCACAAGCUGUAAUUGGAACUUGGGAUAGGUCUCUUGGUUCCGCUCGACAUUCAUCUUCUCGUCUUUCUCAUAUUAUUCAUCAAAAUCAACUUGCAAAUUCUUUCCAAGCUUUUAACACAAGUUAUAGUGAUACUGGAUUAUUUGGCAUUUAUCUUAUAACAGAAAAUAAAGAUAAUUUAGAUGAUUUGGUACAUUUUACUUGCAAAGAACUUUGGAGAUUGCACACAUCGGUCACGGAAUCUGAAGUUGAGCGAGCAAAACAACAGCUCAAAGCUUCGCUUUUAUUGAAUCUUGAUGGCACAACAGCAAUUGCUGAAGAUGUUGGACGUCAAUUAAUAACAACAGGCAAAAGACGUAGUCCUCAAGAGGUUGAAGCUAUCGUAUCUAAGGUUACUGUUGAUGAUGUACGUAGAGUAGCCGGAGAAUAUUUAUGGGAUCAAGAUGUUGCUGUUGUUGGAAUCGGUCCAGGUUCUCAAACAAGCAAACCUAUUACAGCUAUAGCUUCAUUAAAUGAAAAUACUUUUGUUGCAUGCGGAAAAGAGCUAAUUGUUUACCAUCGUGGUAAAGAGGUUAAUAGAUAUAUUGGAAACAUAAAUGGACAUAUUUUUAUACUCGCAAUUUUUAGUAAUUAUGUUAUUGCUUUAAGCGAUGAUAACUUACUUACUUUUUGGGAUCAUGUUUCUGGAGAGCUUUGUGGUGAAAUCCAAUUUGAUGAGAAUUUCACUUUAUCAACGAUCGUUCAUCCGAGCACUUAUUUAAAUAAAAUAUUACUUGGCAGUAAACAGGGAAUAAUGCAGAUUUGGAAUAUUCGUACAAAGAAAGUGAAAUAUUCAUUUCCUUCAUUUGGAUCCGCAAUUACUUUCCUUACACAAUCUCCUGUUGUGGAUGUUAUUGCUAUUGGUUUACUUAAUGGAACAAUAAUUUUGUACAAUAUUAAAUUAGAUGAACGUAUAAUAUCUUUGAAGCAAGAAGGAAGUGUAACUUCAAUUUCGUUCAGAACAGAUGAUAAGCACGUUAUGGUUUCUGCUAAUAUGCAUGGUGACAUAACUCUAUGGGAUCUUGAUAAUCAGAAAUUAUAUGAUGAAUGGAUUUUUGAGGGUCAAAAUGGGUUUGAACAUCGUAUUCUAAAAUCAAGAAGUGGGCAUCAUUCACCGCCAACAAAGAUUGAAUAUUAUGGAUCUUCCGGACAUUUCAUUCUUAGUGCAGCAGGAGAUAGAUCACUUAGAAUAUUUUCAAUAAUUCGCGAUUCCCAGAGUGUAGAAUUAUCACAAGGAUCCAUUAUAAAACAAUCCAAACGUUCUAGAAAACACGUUGAUGAACUCAAAUUUCCGCAGAUUAUAAACUUCUCAUCAUCUGAAUCUAAACAAAAAGAAUGGGAUAAUAUCCUUACAUGUCAUAUUAAUGAUUCGAGAGCUCGAACUUGGUCAUUUCAGAGAAGAGCACUAGGGCAACAUGUUUUUAAAACUCUUGAUGGGUCAUCGAUUAAGGCAACAAAUAUAAGUGCAUGCGGAAAUUUUGGAUUCAUUGGAACAUCAUCUGGUGUAAUUGAAAUGUUUAAUAUGCAAUCUGGGUUACAUAGAAAAACUUUUGCUGGGAAUGAUGCCUUUCAUAAUAAUAAAGGACAUAAAAAGUUGAUAUCUGGAUUAGCAAGUGAUUCACUUAAUCGUAAAUUAAUUAGCAGUUCUCUUGAUGGCACUGUUAAGAUAUGGGAUUUCAAUAAAGCGAAAGUUUUGCAUACUAUUGAUAUCAUGUCACCUAUAACCACCAUGCUAUUUCAUUGUAAUAAUGAUUUAUUAGCGAUAAUUAAUGAUGAUUUAUGUGUACGCGUUAUUGACGUGGAAACUUGUAAAAUUGUAAGAGAAUUUUGGGGACAUCGGAAUAGGAUUACUGAUUUGACAUUUAGUCCUGAUGGAAGAUGGAUUGUAUCUACAUCUCUUGAUGCUACGAUUCGUACUUGGGAUCUUCCAACAGGUCAUUUAAUUGAUAUUUUUCGAGUUGAUGAUAUCGCCACAAGUGUUACAUUUUCCCCAACUGGUGAUUUUUUGGCCACUUCACAUGUUGAUAAUGUUGGAAUGUUCUUAUGGGCAAAUCGUACCCAAUUCUCUAACAUUUCUUUACGAAAUAUUUCCGAAGAUGAUGAAAUAUCUACAAUAACACUUCCAACCACUACCGGUUUGGAAAGUGAUAACGAAGAUUAUUUGAAUGAAGUAGAUGGUGAUAAGAAAGAUGACAAGUCGUUUGAAACCGUGGAACAACUCACUGAACAAAUGAUAACAUUAUCAUUACUACCAAAGUCCAAGUGGCAGAACUUGCUAAACUUGGAGACUAUUAAGAAAAGAAAUAAACCUAAGGAACCUCCUAAAUCAGAUAAGAAAGCGCCCUUUUUCUUACCCACUUUACCUGGUGUUAAACCUAAAUUUGUACCAUUAAAUGAUUUAAAUGAGUCUAAAGACAAGAAAAAAUCUGGAAACGUUAUACAAAUGUCUGAUAUUAAAAUGGAAACCGAAUUUUUGAAAAUGUUAAAAAAGAAUCAUGAAGAAGAAAAUUAUACAGAAUUUUUUAAUUUUGUAAAAACCUUAAAUCCUUCAGCAAUUGAUUUUGAAUUAAGAUCAUUAAGUCUCGAAAAUAAUUUAAUAGAAUUAAAUUAUUUUUUAGAAGCAAUAGAAUUUAAACUCAAAACGAAAAAAGAUUUUGAAUUAGCACAAGCUUAUUUAAACCAUUUUCUAAAAAUUUAUGGUGAUAUUAUUUUAUCAAAUAAUCAUAAUGAACAACUUUCGAAUCAUUUAAUUACUAUAUUAAAUGAACAUAAAAAAGAAUGGAACAGGAUAGAAGAAUUAUUACAUUAUAAUCUCUGUGUUUUAGGAUUUUUUAGAAAGUAA